UCCUGUUCGGGUUUUAAAAGUUUAACCGGCUCAAGUUGUAGUUUGAGAAGACAAAGGGUGCUGUGAUGUGGGAGUGGGAUGCGGUCCAUGUCCGCUUGGCGUGAUUAAUAGUUAUGGUGGAGGAACAUUUCCCCGCCCGCUGCUCAGUGUUGACGGAAAUCAAGCGCCAAACGGUGCGGAGAGAAGGGCUGCUCUUCCGGUCAAGGUUUAGGCAAUGCCCGGGAAGGCUAAACGAUAUCAUGUAGUGGGCCACAAUACAUUCAUAACUUAAGUUGUGGACCUAUUAUGGAUUGCAAUAGAAUAUAUAUUUCAAAGAUGUCUAUUGUCGUUGGCCCUCAUCUCAUAAGAGUAGGCUAGUUGCCCCUCCCCAUACUGGGAAUUGAGUAUGCCCUCUGUGCGAACCUAUAAUUUCCAGCAUUACUCAACUGGCCGUAGGGAAUGCAUAAGAGCUGCAGGAUGAAUGGAGGGUCCCUGCACUGACCAGGGGGGGAAAUAUUCAGUUCAAUGAGCUCCCGCAUGCACUAUGCCCUCUCAGCUCAGCACUGACUGACUGACUGACUGACACGCACUCACACCUCCCGGGUACCGGGGCUCACACUCAACAUUCGGACAGAAUUCUGCCUAAAUAAAUCCCAUCCAUCCUACAGUCUUCACGAGAUCCUGCCCUGCCACCGGUUCACCCGAGGAGGCCAUUGGCGGAGAGGCGUCACGUGACCAAGGGGUGCCAAUGUUAUUCUACAAGGGUGUCAAGACCCUGUCAGUUUCUGAAAUAAAUAUUGGGAAACGGCGAGAUGCAAAAGGCAACCUACUACGACAGCUCCGCAAUUUACAGUGGCUACCCGUAUCAAAGCGCAAAUGGCUUCAGUUAUGACGCCAAUCAGGUCCAAUAUCCCCGGGUCUCUCAUGUGGAAAGUGAGUACCAUCGACCCGCCUGCUCCCUGCAGUCCCCAGACGGCUCGGUCGCCCUGCAGAAGUCGGGAGAGAUAGCAGAGAGCUGCGAUAUGAGUACGGCCAUCCAGGCGGCGCAGCCACCCGUCCUCACCGACAGCAAUCAACCACAGGUGUCGGUGUCUGUCCCGCCACCGCCUCCUCAGUCACAGUCCCCUGGUUCUCUCAACCAGAACAAGAGCAACGGCUCCAGUCAAGCCGACUCAAAUGGCUCCGUACACGGCUCGCCGACCUCCACCACCCGGAAGCACAUCUUCCCAUGGAUGAAAGAGUCCCGUCAGAACCAGAAGCCUAAAACCAGUAGCUCCAGCUCAGUUGAGAGUUGCCAAGGAGACAAGAGCCCUCCGGGCGGGUCAGCCGCGUCGAAAAGAGCCCGGACGGCUUAUACCAGCGCACAACUGGUGGAACUGGAGAAGGAGUUCCACUUCAACCGUUACCUCUGCAGACCCCGCAGGGUCGAGAUGGCCAACCUGCUCAACCUCACGGAGAGGCAGAUUAAGAUCUGGUUCCAGAACCGCAGGAUGAAGUACAAAAAGGAUCAGAAAGGGUGCGGCAUGAUGCCCUCUCCCGGGGGACAGUCCCCUCGGAGCCCCCUCGGUCCAUCUCCCAGUAGUGGGGGUGGAGGAUACCUCAACUCUAUGCAUUCUCUGGUUAACAGUGUCCCCUAUGAGUCCCAGUCGCCAACGUCUUACAAUAAGCCCUCUCAUAAUGCAUACGGUAUGCCCACGUCAUAUCCCCCUCCCUUGAACAGCUCCCUAAACAACUGCCCGCCCUCUCAGAAGAGGUAUUCCGGGACUGGCCGCUCGCCCACGCCCGAGUAUGACGCGCAUCCUCUCCAAGGCAAUGGGGGCUAUGGGGCGCACUUGCAGCAGGGCAGCCCUGUGUAUGUUAGCGGAGGCUACAUCGAUUCGAUGCCCAACAACGGGUCCUCCAUUUUCGGCCUGACCCAUCUCUCGCACCCGCCGUCCACACACAUGGACUACAAUGGAGCAAUCACGAUGGGCAAUAGUCACCAUCACGGACUGUGUGAUCCGAACCCGACGUACACAGACCUUACGCCGCACUACUCUCAGGGAAGAAUUCAGGAAGCGCCCAAACUUACGCAUCUGUAGCCGGGAUGCACCCCGGAUCACUCCGCCCCAUUGUCCUAUACCUCCAGACCUACCAUCGCUUUGUUCCUUCUCUUCUUCAGUAGCUUCUUCCACCUUUUCUUUGUUUUGGGUUUUGUUUUUUUAUAUAGUUGAAUGUGUGAAGUAGGAUAGGAAAGUAAUCACUUUGCUUCAAAUAUUCUGUCUAUUUGCUAUGGUGUCAUUGUUCCACGCAGACAUUAUCUGAUAUGACAGGCGCGGGGCACAUAUGCAUAGACCUAUUUAAUCUUUAGCUUGUUUCUAAAAACAAAAAUCAAACAGGGUAUAUGAUCAAAUAUUAUGGUAUUCUUUUUAAUGUGAAUUUUUGUUAUUUAUCCGCAGUUGAAUAUAUGUUUUUGUGUUAUUGUUUUGCAUUUUGUUGCACUUGUGGAAGGAUCCUUAUAGGAAUCAUGUGCAGGGUUUUUUGAGACACACACACACACACACACACAAAAAGGAAGGUCUGGAUGCUCCAGCCUAUGACCUACCCAAAUUGUGUUCUGUUGAAUUUUCAACAUUUUAUUUCUUUUUGUUCUGACGUGAUAUUGAGUACUUUAGUAUUAUUUAACCACCCUGUGCUCUUUGUGGGGAGAAGGUUGUUGGAAUCAGACUGCUCUACCCGUUACCUGACGGCAGACAGACGACGGACAGACCACAGACAGACGACGGACAGACCACAGACAGACGACUCUCAGCAGCACAUAAUAUGUUGGUGUUAUUUUUCUUCGAGGAGGUGUUUUAUUUCUCUACGAUUGUAAAUCACGCAAUCAUGCAAUAAGGUUGGAAGGAAGGACAGACAUUAUAAUUUUUUGUUAUAGAAUUAUUUUUUGUUGUUGAGAUAUUACCAAGUUUCUGUUUCACUGUCAUACAUUCCAUCCUGCUCCAGUUCGAUAAAUACAUAAAUGAUUUUCAAUAAAAAUGUAUCUUUCAACCUU
Salmo salar (Atlantic salmon) is the source of this 3010-nucleotide messenger RNA. The record is from RefSeq and is a predicted model, not a curated record. NCBI's taxonomy places the organism in Eukaryota, Metazoa, Chordata, Actinopteri, Salmoniformes, Salmonidae.